Molecule: messenger RNA, 861 nt
Organism: Nerophis lumbriciformis (worm pipefish)
Lineage: Eukaryota; Metazoa; Chordata; Actinopteri; Syngnathiformes; Syngnathidae
Source: RefSeq, a predicted model, not a curated record
AUGAGGACUCAAACUACGAUUCUCUUGCUGCUUGUCACCUGGACGUGCAUCGACGGCUACCGUCCUGUCGUCAUUGUUCAUGGCAUCUUUGACGGACCAAAGCAGUUCAAAACCCUGGUUCUCUUUAUUAACAAGACACAUCCUGGCACAGAGGUGACAGUGGUGGACAUGUACAAGAACAUGUGCAGUCUCAAGCCACUGUGGAAGCAAGUGCAAGCUUUCCAGCGUGCCAUCGAGCCUAUCAUCAGGAAAGCUCAUGACGGCGUUCACCUACUCUGCUUUUCGCAAGGCGGUCUAAUAUGUAGAGCCCUCCUUUCCACCAUGCCCGACCACAACAUCCACACCUUUAUUGCGCUGUCGUCACCCCUGGCCGGGCAGUUUGGAGACACGUACUACCUGCGACAGGUAUUUCCCGACUGCGUGAAGGACACCGUCUUCCUAGUUUGCUACAACAGAGUGGGACAGAGGGUGUCCAUUUGCCAGUACUGGAACGACCCUCACCACCGGUCCAGUUACUUGAAGAACAACAGGUUUCUCCCACUGCUCAAUGGUGACAUACCUCACAACAACAUGACAUCCUGGAAACAGAACUUUCUGCGCAUCAAGAAGCUAGUGUUGAUUGGCGGACCGGACGAUGGCGUCAUCACUCCGUGGCAGUCCAGCCACUUUGGAUUCUACGACACCGAAGAGCUCGUAGUGGAAAUGCAGAACCAAGAGUUUUACAGGAAUGACACCUUUGGACUUAAGACGCUGAGCUCUCGAGGUGACAUUGCACUGUGCCUCCGUCCCGGUGUCAAGCACACACAUUGGCAUUCCAACUUCACUGUGUUCACUGAGUGCAUUGAAAAAUGGCUAACAUGA